AUGUAUCUAGGACGCAGUUUCAUCGGUGGUACAGUCUGGUGGGAGAGAAUGGUGCAGGAUAUACCAAUUAGACCAGAAAAUACCUCAUUCUCUACUGUCCAUUUGGCAAAAUUGAUACCAGAUAUUCUAAGCAUGCCAAGCUCAAAUCGGGUGGCAAGCGAAGCCUGGUACUGGGUGACCGUGUUUCUACCCACUAUUUGUCAUACAGCUUCCACAUGGCUGAAUGUGGCCCUGGCUGGCCAGCGUCUCAUCUACAUAACUUGGCCCACACAAGCGAGGCAAUGGACCUCGGUGCGAUGCUCCCAGCUAGUUGGGCUUUUCGCCUUCCUUGCUGCCUUUUUACUUCAUUGGCCCAUUGCAACUGUCCGCUUCGUAUCAUACGCUCCCGUCGUGCUGUUGCAGCCUAUGGAUACAGUUAAUACAUCCUCCGUUGACAUUAUCACAAAUUCACCAACAUCCAUUUCAGACAGUUCUGCAAAUGUAUUUUAUCUAGAGCCGUCCAACCAAACGUCCAACUUCUGCGACUCUGUACAAAUGGCGUGGCCAAAUGUGUUGGGUUUGUCCAAACAAAAGAAUAACAACCUUCCACAAACCGUGAUUAUGAAGUGCCAUCUGACGAAUCGACAAGGCAUGUACAUCUAUUUCUGGUUUCGUGUGAUGUGCCACAAUGUGCUCCCAUGUAUUUUGCUCAUCCUGUUAACUGGUUUUCUUAUCGCCGGGAUGCAGCGAAUCUCUCGUAGACGAAAACGGCUCUUUGCUUCUCCUCGUCCAUCAUCCAUCUUUCCGGAGGUCGUCCGCAAUGAAGCUAACCACUUAAGCCCAGUUUCAAGUAAGGUGAAGGAAAGUCACAUGUGUGUAACUACAGAGCCCCCUAAUCCAUUAAACGGGCCCUUAGAUACAGAAAAUAAACCAUCUCUUACUCAUCAACAUCGCUGCUUUAAAAGUCUUCUGUCCGACUGUCAUCCGAGGAAUUUUUCAUGCUGUCUAUUCAGAGCAAUGUACAAUAAUAAAAAGUCUACUCCUGACUUAAACUCGGCCGAACGGCUCUUACAAGUACCAAAAUCCACCGGCCUUUGUCGCGAGCGGAUUGGUCCUAAAACAGGUGGCACACAGUCAUCAUCAGGUACAGAUCCGCACAACACCUCUAAGUUAUUAAUUGUGGUUCUCGUCAUAUUUCUUCUUGCUCAAAUACCAACAGCCAUAGUGACGCUGGGUCAAUUUGUGCAUUUGGUGAAUACGCACACGGCUAAUCCUAGUCAUCAGACGACAACUGACGACAGGCAAUUCUAUCUCAAGAGCCCCAAUGAUGAGGUCUUUGCCAGCAUAAAUCAGACAGAAGCAUCUACGCCCUUUAGCCGCCUUCCGACAGUUGUAUGUAACCUGAUAAUCCUGAUAUCAUAUAAGCUGAACUUUUUUAUAUACUGGAUUAUGUCAGCCCAGUUUCGGCAAAACUUUUACGCCCUCUUUUUCCGUCCCUCAAAGACUCGAAUUUCUACUACUAUGCAACAUACCGCAAGGUUCAACUUCAAAAAUUGUUUCACGAGCAUUCCAUGUUGCAAAAAUACUAGCGCAUUGGCUGUGAAAAAGACAAAGAGAAAGAAUGAAACAGAGUUAGAAAACUUAGAAGGGACCAUUGCCACUUGCUAUAUCGGUUUGCCACGUAGAAACAUAUUGAAUUCAUCCGAAAUAAUUGCUGAAAGAAACGGACUUUUAGUAAAAUUUGUGGAAGGAACAGGAAGAGAAACCGGGAAAAAAGAAUGCACAGAUAAAUGCAAGGUUGAAUAUCAUUUUUCCGAUAUAUCGGAGAAGUUAGAAGUCGAAAAUAAAAAGAAAUAUUGUUCAGAUCCUCAAACCUCAGGUAAACCAACUAUGAUAUCUGUCGAGCCCACCUCUUCAAACCUCGUAAUUGCUGAAGGAAAACUAGCCGGUAUUGGUCCAAAGGCUGAGACUUCAUUGCCAUUUACGCAAAACCUUAACCAAACUGGCGAUGAUCUACAAGAUCGUAUUGAGGUUACAACGAAAUGCGAUCGAAUGAACAGACUACAUAGAAGACUCUGCCCUCAGGAGAGUGAAUUGCUGGGUGAAACAGACGUAAUUGAGGAAAACACCUUUGAUUUAGCCACCAGAGACUAUCCGGAAAAGUCACACGCCCUUGCAUUUAAUAUGCCCAGCACUAGCAUUUAA
Protopolystoma xenopodis is the source of this 2184-nucleotide messenger RNA. The record is from the annotation of a GenBank genome assembly. NCBI's taxonomy places the organism in Eukaryota, Metazoa, Platyhelminthes, Monogenea, Polystomatidea, Polystomatidae.